AAAGGGCUCUGACAUGUGAGUGCCCCUGAAACCACUCACAAACCCAAAACAAAUAGCAAACAUCUUUCAUUCCGAUCUCCAUAACUGGGUGUCUUCCCUCUCUCUUACUCUCUCUCUGUAAUCUCCAGCCCACAUUAGAUAAUCUAAAUUCCCACAAAUUCCUAGCUCCUAGAAGGGUAAAAAACAGUGAAGAUUUGCAAAUGGGUUUUCCCAAAUUCUCUGUAUCUUCCGUGUUUCUGAUAAUUGUGGUUAUGGGUCUGUCUUCUGGUGCAGAAUCAAAGACGUAUUGGGAGGACAUUGAGGUUUUGAAGGAGCUGAAGAACGGGCUCGAGCCUGGCUCAGUGGGUCCAGGCUCAUGCGUGAGCUCUUGGGACUUCACCGUUGAUCCCUGCGAUAACCUCUUCAGCGACCGCUUCACCUGCGGCUUCAGGUGCGACCUCGUCGUCUCUGGAACGAGCCGAGUCACGGAGAUCGGUCUUGACCAGGCGGGUUACACCGGUUCUCUCUCGUCUACUUCUUGGAAUCUCCAUUACUUGGAAUCCCUUGACCUCUCCAACAACUUCUUCUCCGGUCCGAUUUCUAGCUCGCUCGCUAACCUGACUAGGCUGCGCCGCUUGGGUCUGUCGAGGAACUCUCUCUCCGGCGAGAUACCCACCUCGAUUGGCUCACUCUCUGAGCUCGAGGAGCUUUAUCUCGAUAACAACAAUCUCCAGGGAACAAUCCCGGCGAGUAUGAACAACUUGGUGAACUUGAAACGGCUCGAGCUUCAAUCGAACAAGCUCGCCGGAGUGUUUCCCGAGUUGGGUUCUUUGAAAAACCUUUCCUUCUUGGACGCCAGCGACAAUGCCAUCUCCGGCAAAAUCCCGGGGACGUUUCCGGCUUCUUUGAUUCAAAUAUCGAUGAGAGACAACGUCUUAGAAGGAACAAUGGCCCCUGACAGUUUCAGAAACUUGGACUAUCUGCAAGUACUCGAUCUGAGUCACAACCGUCUCAGUGGCUCCGUCCCAGCGCUUCUUUUCGACGCCCUUCCAUCUCUGCAGCAACUUGCGCUCUCAUUCAACCACUUCUCCUCUAUACAAGUCCCAGCGUCCAUGGCCACCCAGAGCGAGCUCAUAGCCAUUGAUCUCAGCAACAACGAGCUCCACGGCUUUCUACCCUCGUUCAUGUCGUUGAUGCCAAGGCUCUCUGCUUUGUCCCUCGAGAACAACAAGCUCACAGGCAUGAUACCAACCAUGUACGCCUUCAAAGCCGUCGUGCCCGGACCCGGAAUCUCACCUUUCGAGAGGCUCUUGCUCGGCGGGAAUUACUUGUUCGGAGCCAUACCGGACCCUCUAAUGGGUCUCAAACCGGGUUCUGUAAACAUGAGGCUGGUGGACAACUGUCUGAUAAGGUGUCCGGCCAUUUUCUUUUUCUGUCAGGGUGGUGACCAGAAAUCUUUGGCCGAGUGUAAGAGCUUCAGCCCUUUAAUUCCUUGAACAGUGUGACUACAUGUCUAUAUAAUUGAUGGUGUUAUUAAUUUGA
Juglans microcarpa x Juglans regia is the source of this 1521-nucleotide messenger RNA. RefSeq names its product probable inactive leucine-rich repeat receptor kinase XIAO. NCBI's taxonomy places the organism in Eukaryota, Viridiplantae, Streptophyta, Magnoliopsida, Fagales, Juglandaceae. The record is from RefSeq and is a predicted model, not a curated record. Gene Ontology annotation, molecular function: protein binding. Bases 201 to 1475 code for a protein of 424 amino acids. The transcript has a single exon.